AUGACAAGCGCAGAGAACUCGAUAUUCAACCCCGACACCAUUCAGAUUCAUCAGUGCAGAAUAAAUGUACUUCCGUUGAAAUUUGACGAAGCUCUAGGACUCGCAUAUGCAGCUUUCACCAUAGACUGCAUACUGGAGAAAGCACAACCAUCCGUCAAGCUUCAUGUCAUCUAUGAUAUUGCCUGUACGCUCACUGCCCACUUCAAGAAAAAAAAGGACAAGAAGCUUGAGCUGGAUAUGGCACUCCCUGUGUUCCAUGCCUAUGGGCACAAAAUGGCUUGCCAGGUGGCAUACAGCACCAGAUGGCGCUGCGGUUACGGGCUGACAGAUGGGGAGGUGAUGGAGAGGCUCUGGUCCUACUUAAGGCGCUUCUCAUCUAUAACCAAGGAGAUGACACCAGCCCAUAGAGAAGACCUUCUUACAGAUGCUCUUCUGCAUUACAGCCGUCGGAAAAGAGCUGACAUUGGCAGCAGCCUUGUACUUUUGAUGGACAGAGCAGUUAGAGUUAAAGAGGAUUCUAGCAAAGCACUUGAGGAAAUAUGUAGUGACUGCGCAGUGUCACUUAAAGAUAUCAAGGAUUGGAGGGAAGCAGAAAAGUGUCAAGUCGAUGUCUCAAAGUCAUCCACAAAAGGUCAAGUCCCAUGGGAGGAAAAGUAUGUGCAGAAACUGCUGCAUUAUGAACAGAGAAAGGAACAACUGGCACUGUGUGAUGAUGACACCAGGGCUGGAAUGCUUGCUGGCCAAUGUCAAGAGUUAGAUCAGGAUCUGAAGACCCUCGAGCAGAGGCAUGGCAUCCAGCGCUGGUGCAACGACAACCCUGCCUUCAUAACCCACCUGGCAGUGAUGAAGGGAAAGCAGCAGGUGGCACUCAUCCAAAAGCUGUGGUCACAUGCUGUUGAGUACACCUUUUUUUGGACAUGUCCAAAAAGUAUUCAGAGGGACAGUCUGUGGCCACCAGACUAAGUAAGCAGAUACGGAAGUCUUCCAAAGCUUUGAGGAAACUGGUAUCUGCUUACAACAGCUGUGACUUCACUACACCACCGUCGUCAACAUCCCACAAAGAUGUGAUUGACUUGACUUCACAGCUGUACACAAACUUGACGGUGACAAAACAGGGUAGCACACCCAUUCCCUCCUCAACACGGCGAAGAGCUGUCGAUCUCAUCAAUUUGAGUGACCGGGCCAAGGAGGAGACUGCACUGGUUGAGAAGGAAAUGGCUCGAGUUCUCCAAUCAGUGUCAGACCGACACAACCAGUUGGUGGCACUCGUGAAAGAUCUGCGCUCGGCUGAGGCUGAUAGGGCUGAGGGCCUGCUGUUUUUAGUUGGGAAUGCCAUCCAAGAGCAAGAACAGCUGCACCUCAAUCUGGAAAAGUGUUUUUCAAAUUAUAUUCCCAUAUCAUCUUGCACCCCAUUUUUCAGGUCUACCAUACUUUCAGCAAUUUCUCCAGAACUUUCACCAUCAGAUGAGACUCCACUGUCUUCAGAUUCUUCAUCUGACGAAAGUGAGGAUGAAGCUGUUAGUGAUUGAUUUCUAAACUGAGCUGAUAUACUGACAACUCAUCCAUUUGGUUGAUUUUGUGAUUUUGUUAUGUUUGUGUUUUUUGGUUUUAAAGGUCACUUUUGGAAGUCUUUACGCCAACAUUCCAAAUUCUUGUCAAAAUCAGUCAUAUUAACUAAUACAGAAUUUGACCUAGCUACGUUAUGUUAUUUACGUUGAAACUGCUUGAUAUAAUAUUCUCAUUUUAAUCUACUUAUGCAUCAAAAUGAUCAAACAUUGAUAGCAGACUGUGUCGCCAAGAAAUAUGUUUAAUGCAAGCCCGCAUUACAGAAAACAGAGCAUUUUCUUAUUGGUCAGUAUGUCAGGGCCAAAGUAUGUCUUCAACGAUGCUUGCUUUCUUUGAAAACACAAUUACCUUCUAUGCUGCAAGAUAUAUAUAUGUAUAUAUAUAAUGAUGCCCCCUAUUUUUGUACCUGUCCAGUAUGACCUUUUUGUAAAUAAGAACAGGUUUAAUUCGCUGUCCAUUGAUCACAGUAAUGGUAUGUUUUGCUGAACAUCAACAUUAAUCUUUAUUGUGAUACGUGGAAUUUUGGGGUUUUUUUACCGUGUAUAUGUCUAAAAGUAUAAUGGGAAUAGGCCUAGUACAUGAAUGAUUUGGAUGAAUAUUUUGUUAACAGGUAGCGUAUACACGUACAAUGUCCUUACAAGUGCGACAUGCAGAGCUUUGUUGAAAAUAUGGGGCUCCCUUUGGGUUUGAUGAUUUUUUGUCUCGUCCUCGAUUUGUAUUUUGAAGUACAUGUAUAUACAUGUAUAAGUUAACCUUCCCUUUACUAUGAUUGUCUAUUUUUUACGAAGAAAUUAGAUGUUAGCAAAGCUUGAUCCAAUCCUUCCAAAAUCUGUGGCCGCAUUGUGCUAGGAUUUAUGUUUUCAUGAAAAGAAAUUUCACACAGAAUAUUCUCAUAUCAAAUAUGCAAUGUUCUUAUAUCAAAUAUUCAUUGAAAAAAAUGAAUAGGCCUUUUACAUGAAACCAUAAAUACUAGCGCAAUGCAGCCAUACAUUGUGGACGUUUUGGAAACACGGGUUAUUUUGAUUGAAAUCAUCAGUUGAACAUUGUCUUUCCUAUAAAGUAGACCUACAAGUACUUUCAGAAAGACUGCAAAUGUGCAGUCUAUUUUAAUAUUAUUAAGUUCAUUUUUAUAUAGACCAAGUAUGUUUUGUUUCAAUUGAAUUAGGUGUAUUCGUGCUGAACAGGAAUCCUUCAAUAAGCCAAGUCAACAUUUCACUCAUGCAUGUGCAAACUCUCACAAACAAUGCAUUUUUGUUUGAUAAAUAAAGCAUGUCCAAAUGUUCCGUUGUUUAAGUUAAUUCACUAUAACAAUUAAAACUAUUUAUUCUCAGAUGUCAAAUUCAUCCCUCUGCUUAUCUAUAUGUGAUUCAUUAUAUCCUGACUAGGUGUUACAAUUAAAUUUAAUAAUGAAACAGAAACAAUUGUUCUUGAGAAAUCUGUUCAUGAACACGUGUGUUGCUGAUGUAUUGGGUACAUGUACAUUUUCACCUUGUAUGUACAACAUUUUAACAGACAUUUGGGUCAAUGUUCACAUAUUCAUUUACUCAACGUGAAUAUGAUAAUGUUAAACGUUUACGGAGUAUUUCUUUAGCAAGUUAGGCAUAUACCCGUGCGGCUAUUUUAUAUACGAAAUGUAAAUAAUAAUUGACUUAAAAUUCUUAAAGUGUCUUAACCUCUUAUUUAUGUCAUAAUUCAAGUGAACAAUGCCUGGCCUUCAUUUCUUAUAAUUGUACUGCCUUUAAUGUUAACAGCUUACAAGUAUCAAACAAUAAGGAAUUUGGAUUGAUAAGUUGUCAUUGCUUCGGUAUCAAGCUUGGUCUUCAUAUGAAAACAAAUGUCGGAAUUUCUGAGAUAGUUCUGUGAAUGUGAAUCUCGUAAUCAGGUGGUUAGUGAUGUAAAGAUUUAAGGACAAAUACUUAAUAUUACGUAGAAGUUGUUAUCAUUUUUUUUAUUUGUGAAAUCAAAUGAAAAAGUGCAUAUUAAAUAGACAAAUAAGGUCAUCCUUUUAUAGAAUUAUAACAAAAACCUGGGACACUCUGAGCAAACGCAGGGUUUGGCCAACUUGGCCAGCAUUAAUGUCCGUAUAUUGGUUACUUGUAGUUACUUCUUGUGCGUGCAUAGUGGAAGAUAACAUGGAAUAAAACUACUCUGCAUGAAGUGAUA
Molecule: messenger RNA, 3729 nt
Organism: Patiria miniata (bat star)
Lineage: Eukaryota; Metazoa; Echinodermata; Asteroidea; Valvatida; Asterinidae
Exons: 11
Coding region: 1-963 (320 amino acids)
Source: RefSeq, a predicted model, not a curated record